AACUAUCUCAUGUAUAUGAGAUCAUACUAAUACUAUUAGUCUAUUACAAGCUUUUACUAGCUUUUCGUCUCUCUCUCUCUCUCUCCACCAAAUCCAAAAGCAGAACCCUAACUGUUCCUCCGUCAUACUAUAUACACACCACCACGAAACCACCAUUAAUCAUUUCUUCUUUUACACACAACACCUUUUCCUAGCGUAAAUCACUAUUUCUAAUCAUCAUGGAACAGAUGUGCGGUUUUCAUUCCAUCUCAGACUACUCCGUUUCACCGGAAACAAACCUCAUGUCUCCGCCGGUCUACACCGCCGAUCUCUACACCUCCGCCGCCGAUCAUUACCGGACGUUUUACGGCUCCGAUCACCUACUAUCCGCCGCUGCUUCCGUCAUCACCGAUGCUGUUUCCGUCGCGGCCACAGCUGAUGAACAAAUUCGGUUACAUCGAAGCAAUCGACAGUUACGUGAUCCGAAUACAAACGAUAACGUUGAUGAUGAUAUUAUUAAAGCGAAAAUCGUUUCUCAUCCGUUGUAUCCGCAGUUGCUUGAUGCGUCUAUCGAUUGUCGUAAGUUAGGUGCGCCACCGGAGAUAGCGUGUUUGUUAGAAGAAAUCCGUCGAGAAAAUGGCGUGAGUAUGCGGAACGGUGUCGUUUCCAGUUGCUUAGGGGAAGAUCCUGAGCUCGAUGAGUUUAUGGAGACGUACAGUCAAGUACUAGUGAAAUACAAGUCCGAUCUGGCAAGGCCUUUUGACGAAGCAACAGUUUUCCUCAACAAUAUUGAAACACAACUUAGUAAUCUCUGUAAAGAUGAUGGAAUAGUGUCAUCAGAAGAAGAAUUUAGUGGAGGAGAAACAGAAAGCACAAGAGAAGAGCAGGAACUAAAGGAUAGGCUGUUAAGGAAAUUUGGCGGUCAUAUAAGUUCCCUUAAACAUGAAUUCUCCAAGAAGAAGAAAAAAGGGAAGUUGCCAAAUGCAGCAAGGCAAACUUUGCUUCAAUGGUGGGAUUCUCAUUACAAAUGGCCUUACCCUACGGAAGCUGAUAAAAUAUCAUUAGCGGAGUCAACAGGGCUAGAUCAAAAACAAAUUAAUAACUGGUUUAUAAAUCAAAGGAAGCGGCACUGGAAGCCAUCUGAAAACAUGCAGCUAGCAAUUAUGGGUGGGUUUUCUGGUCAAGAUUUCUAUGACGACUGAAAAUGUCAUGGUACCAUUGAUGCAUGUAUAUUAAACAAACUGUACUUACUCUUAUAAUAAUCAUAAUUUAAUGCUUACAAUUGGGGUUA
This is a messenger RNA of Helianthus annuus (common sunflower), 1270 nucleotides long. Its product is annotated as homeobox protein knotted-1-like 6. The transcript is spliced from 5 exons. The record is from RefSeq and is a predicted model, not a curated record. Gene Ontology annotation, cellular component: nucleus. The coding region runs from base 219 to 1181 and encodes 320 amino acids. Lineage: Eukaryota; Viridiplantae; Streptophyta; Magnoliopsida; Asterales; Asteraceae. Gene Ontology annotation, molecular function: DNA-binding transcription factor activity, RNA polymerase II-specific; DNA binding. Gene Ontology annotation, biological process: regulation of DNA-templated transcription.